CGGAAAAGAGGCAGUGGUGAGUUAGCUAGUGAAGACUUCGGAUUAUUCCCGCUCUCCUUGGACACGUUUUUAGAAUAAGAGUUUUAUUUUUAUUUUUUUUGUCAAACAUCAUGUCUGUGCUUUGUUACAACAAGGGAUGUGGACAACGUUUUGAUCCGGAGAAGAAUUCGGAUGGCAGUAUUGGAGUUGAUCUACACAAACAUGCAUGCACAUACCACCCUGGAGUGCCUGUGUUUCAUGAUGCAUUGAAGGGUUGGUCUUGCUGCAAGAGACGAACAACAGACUUUUCAGAUUUCCUCAGUAUUGCUGGUUGCACGAAAGGCCCUCAUAAUCAAGAGAAGCCCGUUGAGCCUAUUAAACCAGAGGUGAAGUCCUCUGCGGAUAAGAACGUCAACGAUCUGAAACCAAAGUUUGAUGAAUGCAUCACCCAAGCACCAAAACCUCUGGAACCCAUCCAGCGACCAAGUCCAGAUGAGCCUUUCUCAACACUGCAACUGAAGAUCUCUCCUUCACUGAAACAAGCCUUAGAGAAGCUUAAAUUAACUGAGGAUAGUGCACAGGAGACAAAAGAAGAGGACAGUGAUGAAAUUAAGAUAGGGACAUCUUGUAAGAAUGGAGGCUGCAGUAAGACUUUUAGUGGACCAGCCAGCGAUGAUGAGACGUGUUUGUAUCACACUGGAGUUCCUAUCUUCCAUGAAGGGAUGAAAUAUUGGAGCUGCUGUAAGAGGAAAACCUCAGACUUCAACACGUUUCUGUCUCAGGAGGGUUGUACCCGAGGAAAGCAUCAGUGGAAGAAGAAAAAUACAGGAAAGAAGGUUGUACCAUGCAGGUUUGACUGGCAUCAAACGGGAAGUCAGGUUAUCAUUUCCAUUUACGCCAAAAAUUCAGUACCAGAGCUGAGCUCAGUGGAGGGGAACAGCACUGUGCUAAAAAUUCACAUUAUAUUUGAAGGAGAGAAAGAAUUCGAACAGCAGUUUAGUUUGUGGGGGGUAAUUGAUGCUAGUAAAAGUUUGGUGAGCAUGAUGGCUUCCAAAAUUGAGGUGGUGUUAAAGAAGGCUGAACCAAUGUCAUGGGCUCGAUUGGAUCUUCCCCCUGUCCCUGACGCUCCUCCAAAGGAGAAAGAGAAGGAAAAAGAUAUUGAAAGUGAGGACGAGUGCAAUGAUUAAAUUAAGAGACAGUAAGAGCAUUCUGCAGUAUUGAGAUAUCCUUCCCACGCCUGAAUAUGAAUGGGAAUUUGACUCUUGGAUUAUAAAAGAUGACAUAAUGAAGCAUGGAUGUGUUAUGUAAAUUCUGAAAGUUUGUUUGUCUAGAUUUUACCAACAAUUAUGAAAACUUACAUUGUUAAAUUUAUUGAACAGGGCAUGUUUAGAGGUUAAGAAAGCUCUUUCACACAAAGUACCAACAGUUGUUCAGUUAAUAUAUUUUUCACUGACUAAAACUGUGUCCAGUCCUAGUAAAUGGAACUUCACAUUCCCCAUGUUAUUUGUCCCAUUUAUCAUGCAACAAUGUAUAAAUGCUUUAACCUUGAUGCUUUACCACAGAUGUACAAAGUCUAGAAAAUAUUUUAAGCAAAUACUUCGUUAAAGGUAUAGGAUGCAUUAUAAAAUUAUGCUGCCUGUAAAAAUAUUACACCCUGUUAUUUUGCCAAUUAAUAUCAGGAAGAAUUACAUAGCCUGACACGGGGAGUUUUUUUUAAACUUAAGGCAGCACGGUUUUGAUAUUCCGCAAAGAUUCUAUUUGUAUUCUUUAUUUUCCUCUAAUAGUGCUUAACCUUCAGGCCCCAGCCAAACUUGUGUAAUUUCAGCCUUAGGUGUGUGCCAUUUUUCCCAAUUUCAUAUACCCAAAAAUAAAAAUAUCCCUUUGACUUGCAUUAACA
Molecule: messenger RNA, 1876 nt
Organism: Myxocyprinus asiaticus (Chinese sucker)
Lineage: Eukaryota; Metazoa; Chordata; Actinopteri; Cypriniformes; Catostomidae
Product: cysteine and histidine-rich domain-containing protein 1-like
Exons: 12
Coding region: 111-1166 (351 amino acids)
Source: RefSeq, a predicted model, not a curated record